AGAUCCUAUGCGUAUCACCUACAUUCAGGAUUAUGAAAAAGAUGCAAACUUAUUUUUCGCAGGAUUCGAGUUGAAUAUAACACUCAAGCAAUUGGAGGAAUUCUUCAUCAAAUGGGGACAAGUCGUCAGUGUCAAAUUAUCAGUCGAUGAAAACAAGAAGAGCAGAGGUAAUUGAAAAUUCUAAAGCAUUCAGGUUAUGGUUGGGUUCAAUAUGAAAAGAAAGACUAAGCAGAUGCAUUGUUGACUGAAAGUUAAUAAAAUGAAGGAAAAGUGUAAUAUAAUGAAAAGACCUAAAUUGUUGUGAAACGAUUUGUUAGAAAAGGUCAAACAGAACGUGAAGACAAGAGAUGUAACUUAUACAUCAAGAAUUUCUGGACUUCAUUGGAUGCUGUUGAUUUAACGAACAAUUAAGUUCGAGAAUAAUUGGUAUCAAUAAUCAAUUAUUUCAUGAAAGGAAACAGAAAUGCGUGCCAAAUUGAAUGAAUGGUUCAUCACUUACGGUCCAAUAAUAAGCAUCUUAGUCAAAAUUGAUCCUGAACGCAAAGCUCCAUUUGCAUUUGUCAGUUUCAGCAGACAUCAAGAUGCCAAAGAAGCAUAAAGAACAUUAGGCACUACCAUAGGAGCUAAUCCAUCGAAGGAUCCAUUGAAUACUGGGAGAAAGAUGUACGUCGGAUGGGCAUAAACAAAAACAGAUAGAAAACAGCAAAGAGAUAAUAAUAUCUAUUAAAAAUAUGUUUACGCUGAUCAUCUGAAUAGAAAUGUUACGGAAGACAUGAUUAGAUAAACAUUGAAAGAUGCUGGUUAUGGGGAUAUUUGCAUGGUAUUAUUGAUAUGCUAUUCUAUAAUAGAUUAGAUUGGAAAAGAUGCAAUAAGGAUUUCAAUAAAUCAUCAGAAUCGGAUAUAUUGUAUUUGAAUAAGCUUAAGAUGCAAAUAAGUUGAUCAAAUCAUUCAAGGAGAAUGAAAAGUUCGAUGAAAUCAAAAAUCUUUUUGAUCCAAACGUUGAGUAGGCUGGUGGAAAAUACUUCCAACAUCUGUUCCCUCAACAUUCCCAAUCAAAAGGAUAGAGAAGACCUAAUUAGAGGCAGUCUCCAACCAGAAGAAUGUACUAAAUGCCUCCAGGACCAGCCUAAUUUGGUCCUAGAAUGCCCUUCCCAUUCCCCAUGUAACAAUAGAGAGUUCCAGGUGGUGGAAUGAGAAGACCAUAUCAAUAGUAAUUCCCCAAUCCCAUAAGACAAACUCCAUUGCCUCCUCCAGUUCAAUAGGUCACUGACUUGAGUUCACUUCAAGCUGUUGCCUUCGAUAAACGAUAAGAUUUAGUCGAUUUAUUGGGCAACUUGGAAAAUUUCAAGGCCAAACCUGAAGAAGAGCAAGUCAAAUAAUUAUAGUAAUCUUUGGCAUUAAUUAUUUCUAGAAUGAUGUUGUAUUAUAGAAUCAAAACAAAAUUAAACAAAGACACAGAAUCUCAUUGGAAGAAAGUAAGUGAAGUGCUUUCAGAUCCUUCCAAUUACACAGUUGAUGAAAUCCUCGAUAUGAUCAAGAAUGAAGAUCAAUUUAAUGAGUUAGUCGACGAUGCUGUUGCCUAAUUGAAGGAGGAAGCACAUUGGUGAUAAAUUUAUUGUUUGUUCAAAUAUAAA
Molecule: messenger RNA, 1634 nt
Organism: Paramecium octaurelia
Lineage: Eukaryota; Ciliophora; Oligohymenophorea; Peniculida; Parameciidae
Source: the annotation of a GenBank genome assembly